AUGGCUGCCCCACCGUCUAUUGCCGGUCCGCCGCCAGCUGAAUCUGCCGAGUUUGCCUCUGAAAGUCCAGUUAGCGUCACGCCUAGCGAUUCCGCUGUGGACGUACUCAGUCGAUCGAUAGAUGCGAAGACUGGUGAUGUGACCACUGAGAGACUAAUCGGUGUUGAGCAAGCGGCGCCACUUUGGGCGAUCAAGCUCUUCAACUGCAGUUCAACGGCAUUCGUGAUAGAGAGGCUAACGGUGUCACCUCAACUACAACGAACAACGGCUAGAUCGGUUAAUCUCUCGCUUAGUGACUAUCUGAAGUGCGAUGAGACUAUCACAUAUACUCCUCAUCCAUCAAAUCCCGCACUCGCAACGCUCUUCUCCCAGACAGCUCAAUUUACUUCAGCUGGCACACUGGGGUGGAAAAUGGCAGAGAAGAAGCUUGAAGAGCAUAGUGUGAGGCGGUUUAGUGAGAAUGCAGGACGAGGGCGUGAAGGAUUCGAGUUUAUACUUAGAAAUUACAACAAGAUAUAG
Messenger RNA from Wallemia ichthyophaga EXF-994, 519 nucleotides. RefSeq lists its product as uncharacterized. The coding region runs from base 1 to 519 and encodes 172 amino acids. Lineage: Eukaryota; Fungi; Basidiomycota; Wallemiomycetes; Wallemiales; Wallemiaceae. The record is from RefSeq and is a predicted model, not a curated record. Gene Ontology annotation, cellular component: mitochondrial intermembrane space. Gene Ontology annotation, molecular function: phosphatidic acid transfer activity. Gene Ontology annotation, biological process: phospholipid transport. The transcript is spliced from 4 exons.